Molecule: messenger RNA, 1802 nt
Organism: Candoia aspera
Lineage: Eukaryota; Metazoa; Chordata; Lepidosauria; Squamata; Candoiidae
Product: tumor necrosis factor receptor superfamily member 10A-like
Exons: 10
Coding region: 17-1153 (378 amino acids)
Biological process (GO): extrinsic apoptotic signaling pathway in absence of ligand; negative regulation of apoptotic process; motor neuron apoptotic process
Cellular component (GO): external side of plasma membrane; membrane raft; CD95 death-inducing signaling complex
Molecular function (GO): tumor necrosis factor receptor activity; protein binding
Source: RefSeq, a predicted model, not a curated record
CAUCGUAUUCAUCGUGAUGUUGUCGGCGCUGGUGUGGUUAGCGUUUUUGGCGUUCCUGCCCGAGGUCGAAUCUCCACCACUGCACGCCCUCUGUGAUGCUGGAGAGUACUUUUAUGCUGGGAUUUGUUGUAAAUACUGUCCAGCAGGUACCCAUGUUGAAGAAAAUUGCUAUUUUCCACAUACCUUGGGGAUAUGUAAAUCCUGCACAGAUGGAGAAAACUACACUCAAUAUGACAAUGGUCUGGAUAAUUGCUUACCUUGUGAUCAAUGCAAAUCUGGUUACAAAAUGAUUUCACCCUGCACCAGGAAGAAGAACACUGAAUGUCAGUGCAAUGAUGGCUAUUUCUGUCCUCCAGGAUGUGAGGAAUGUGUGAAAUGCAAGACAUGGUGUCCUGUGGGACAGGUGAUUGUGCAAAGCUGCAGUGCCACCACGGAUAUGAAAUGUGGACUAUCAUAUACAGAAUCUUCAGCUUACUUAGUUCUAUUCGUUCUCAUCGUCCUUGUUGGUUUGAUUCUGCUGAUGCUGCCUUUGGGAUGGCUCGUAUGUAAACUGUGUAAAUCUCCCUCUGAAACCAAGAAAGAAAAAGAAGAAGUCAAAGUAUGUUUGAUAGCUGGUAACAAUGAAAACGUAAACUCUAAUGUUGAAGCCUCUACUGUUUCUCAAGACAAAUUGCCUGAAACUGCUGAGAGAAGCAAUUUGGGCUCAGGCAGUAGAGAAGACUCUUCCCUUCGAAAUAUGUCAUCCAUUUCACCAUCGCUAGAGGCUGCUAUUUCGAAUGAGCAGUCAAAUGUAAAAAGAAUUGAGGAAAGAUCUAACAAACCUACAGUGAGGAUUAAAAAUCCUUCUUCCAGAAAGCUGGAGGACACAUAUUUUCAAAUAAAGGACCAAGUGGGAUCAUCUUACUGGAAUCCACUUAUGAGGAAAUGUGGCUUAUUAGACAAUGACAUUGACAAAAUAAUCCUUGAUUAUUUUCAUCAGACUGAUGAACAGUAUUAUCAGAUGUUAAAAACUUUGCGGGACAGGGUUGGAGUUGAUGUUGCUUUAUAUAAAAUAAUUGCUGGCCUGGAGGAAAUGGACCUUAAAGGUAUUUAUGAAAAUCUAAUAAAUGAUUUAAAAAGCAAAGAUUUAGUAACAAUGGAGGCUGGAGACUAAUUUAGUUUUUGUUUGUUUAUUUUUGACUAUGCAAAAAUGGAGGAGUCUUGCUUUCAAACAUAAACGUAUUUUAGUGUAUGUUCCUUUGGCUGGGGAUGCGUAAACUGACAACCCAGUUGUUAAAAGAAGUAAGGAUCUCAUUUGGGAAAUGAAAUGCUGAAUAUCUGAGCAAGUAAAUUUUGCAGCAUACAAACCUGACAAUGGAUAAUGCAUGAACUAAAGAGAGCUUGGUCAGUGUUUGGAAAUCACAAUUCCUUGUGUGAUUCUUUAUAAAAAUGCUAUUGUGACCAAAGUUCAGUGUAAUACAAGUUAUUACAUAAAUUGCUAAAUGUUUGAAUGACAUGUAACAGGCUGAAACAGGACAUAAUAGUUUGCCGUGGAGUCAGAAUUGCAAACCUACCUUGCUGGGCAAGUAGAAUUUCAGUAGGUAAAACUUCCUCCCUGAAAUAUAGAAUCCAUUGAAGCGAGCAUGGAUCUGUGUUCGCGUUUGCUACUAUGGUAUGAAAUGACUGAUGAAUUGUGAUACCUCAUUUGUGGCAUUUCAUAACAAAAGACACUGAAUACGUGCAAUGUCAUGUUUAAAAAGAAUUGUGACUUUUUUUUAUCUUUUGUACAUAUUUUCUAAUAAAAUAAUGUCUACAAUGAAUAA